UAGGAGUAGCCAUUCCACCAAACAAAAAGUCGCAGCCGUUGAUGAAAUAACGCGGGAGUCGACGAGUAUUUGGAAAGGCCGAUCCGCGUUUCUUCCAAAUCGCCGACUCCUAAAUUUUCCCUUUUCAACGCUUUCUCUCUUUCUAACUAUUCAAUUUUUCCCCUUAAUUUUAUCGCACUUACAAAGGGAUAAAAGCCAAUAAACCAUCCCCAAACCCUACUAAACUGGCGUUUGAUUUCUCCCCCUUUUCGAUCUCCGAUUUUCUCGCGUCCUGUGUAAUUCUAGUGGAGUUUCCUAUUUUUUUCUGCUUAAUUUGAUUCAUUUUUUAAUUUGACAUGGCCGAUCGAUUUUACGAUGAUAUGGAGAUUACGCUGUCCUCUUAUUCCAUACAUAGCAACGAUGAUUACAAUGAAGAGGAUGAGGAGACCGAGGGGGAGUAUGAGGACGAGGAGGUCAACGAUGUUGAAAUUGGGGGGAAAUCGGAGGAACUGGCGUGCCCUUUUUGCUCCGAGGAUUUUGAUGUUUUGGGAUUGUGCUGCCACAUUGAUGCCGACCAUCGCAUGGAGGUUAAACCCGGGAUUUGCCCUGUUUGUGCUGUGAAGGUACGGAUAAACAUGGCUUCACAUGUGAUUACUCAUCAUGAGAGUAUUUUGAAGGCUCUCUGCAAUAAGAAGCAUCGUAGCACUCGCUCUCGUUCAUCAAUAUAUCUACUGCGGAAGGAAUUGCAGGAGAAACAUUUACGCGCUGUUAAGGAGUCUCCUUCUGUUGGUUCUUCCUCUAAUGCAGCAGCUGAUUCCAUGCUUUUGUCGUUUGUCAAUAGUCCUCAACCAGCUUACAGACCCCAAAUCACUGAAGCUGCUUCUCCGUCUGAAGCAAGCUUAUCAGGAAAAAAUUCCCAUGAUGACUCUUCUGAGAGUGAAGUUCUUUCCAUAAUCCAUAGUUGACGUUGGAUAGAGCAAGCCUGUGUUGGUUGGUAGCAGUGGGAUUGGACAUAUCUUAUUUGUACCAUUGACCCAGUAUUUGGAUGUUACAUCAGCUAAUAUGAUCUAAACUAUUGAACUAACAUCGGUGAAGAUGUACCAAGUGCGAUCAACAUAUUCUCCUAAUGCAUCAGAUGUGGUUCUGAUUUCCGAACUCUUAACAUAUCCUCUUAUGUGCUUGUCAUUGCAGAUUUCCACCUUCUCUGUCAACAGACAGGAACAACGAGAUGGCCAGAAGGUCAGAGUUUGCACAGGGAUUGCUGCUAUCCACCAUUCUGGACGAUUUGUAAAACAGCCUGGUAUGCUCAAAGCUUCACUCGUGAUGCCUAAUUAUUGACAGAGAGGCGAUUGUUGAACUCGUGCACUGACUCUUUGUGAUUUUAACCACAUCUUGCCUGUGCAAUUGAACGUGAUCGGAGACACAAUAGUUUCAGUGGUCAGUUAGAUGCAGCUCCUUAUAUUGACUGUGUUGGUCCGAUCGUCGUGAGCUAGUUAGUGUAUGGUGUAAUAAUGUAAGCAGCUAAUGUAUUGUGAUAAGACCAUGGUCAGCUGCCUGCUUUCUUCUUUGUAGGUUAUUUUUAUCAAUAUACAUUUUCACGAGUAAAAUUGAAAUUGUGAUUUUGCAUCUGCUUCAGAGGAUGACUUGGUGGUAUUGUUAAAGCAUUGCCUUGUAACCUUGCUCACUUUCUUAUUGAUUUAUCCAAUAAUCAAAUAAAUAUUUGCCA
Messenger RNA from Salvia splendens (bonfire salvia), 1705 nucleotides. Its product is annotated as protein DEHYDRATION-INDUCED 19. NCBI's taxonomy places the organism in Eukaryota, Viridiplantae, Streptophyta, Magnoliopsida, Lamiales, Lamiaceae. The record is from RefSeq and is a predicted model, not a curated record. The transcript is spliced from 5 exons. The coding region runs from base 336 to 944 and encodes 202 amino acids.